Vicugna pacos (alpaca) is the source of this 2399-nucleotide messenger RNA. The record is from RefSeq and is a predicted model, not a curated record. NCBI's taxonomy places the organism in Eukaryota, Metazoa, Chordata, Mammalia, Artiodactyla, Camelidae.
GGCGCGCAGUAUGGUGCCCGGGGCCCCAGGGAGGGAGUGGGUGGCGCCGGCGGCGCUGGAGGGCCCGCCUGGGUCUCCUUCCACGUGGCAGCUGUUCCCUUGGACUGAGAGACUUCAGGGACUUGGGUCGCCUGGCUCGUGGCCAGCAUGGCCCCCACGCUGCAGGAGGCAUACCAGAGACGCUGGUGGAUGGCGUGCACCGCAGUGCUGGAGAACCUCUUCUUUUCUGCGGUGCUCCUGGGCUGGAGCUCCCUCCUGAUCAUGCUGAAGAAGGAGGGCUUCUAUUCCAGCUUGUGCUCAGCUGAGAACACCACCAACACCACCCAGGAUGAGCAGCACCAGUGGCUGAGCUGUAACCAGCAGGAAGAGAUGCUCAACCUGGGCUUCACCAUCGGCUCCUUUGUGCUCAGUGCCACCACUCUGCCACUGGGGAUCCUCAUGGACCGCUUUGGUCCCCGGCCCACCAGGCUGAUUGGCAGUGCCUGCUUCGCUGCAUCCUGCACCCUUAUGGCCCUGGCCUCUCGGGACACCGAAGUUCUGUCUCCGCUGAUAUUCCUGGCGCUGUCCCUGAAUGGUUUUGGUGGCAUCUGCCUGACAUUCUCCUCACUCACACUGCCCAACAUGUUUGGGAACCUGCGCUCCACAUUCAUGGCCCUCAUGUUUGGCUCCUACGCCUCUUCGGCCAUCACGUACCCGGUAAUCAAGCUGAUCUAUGAUGCUGGCGUGUCCUUCAUGGUCAUCAUGUUCACCUGGUCGGGCCUGGCCUGCCUCAUCUUUCUGAACUGUGCCCUCAACUGGCCAGGGGAGGCCUUUCCCUCACCGGAGGAAGUCAACUACAAGGAGAAGAUCAAGCUCAAAGAGCUGGCCCUGGAUCACAAGGUGACAGGUGACCGCUUCUACACUUAUCUGACCGCCGUGGGCCAGUGGCUGAGCCAGAAGGCCUCCAGCCUGGAGGAGGGGGUGGACACCUUCAUCUCAUCCCAGGAUGUUCGUGGCACCUCAGUCAAGUCAGCUGAGAGGGCGCCCCCUGCUGUCUCCGCAGAGUCUGUCCCCUUGCGCAAGAGCCUCUGCUCCCCCAUUUUCCUGUGGAGCCUCCUCACCAUGGGCAUGACCCAGCUGCGGAUCAUAUUCUACAUGGCCGCCAUGAACAAGAUGCUGGAGUACCUGGUGACCCGCGGCCAGGAGCAUGAGACGGACAGCCUGAAACAAAGGGAGACAGAGACAGUGGAGUUCUACUCCUACGUCUUCGGGGCCAUGCAGCUCUUGUGCCUUCUCACCUGCCCUCUCAUCGGCUAUGUCAUGGACUGGCGGAUCAAGGACUGCGUGGACGCGCCCACUGAGGCCUCUGCCAGGGAUGGGGCUGCCACCAAGUCCGCCAAGCCACGCUACCGCAAGAUCCAAAAGCUCACCAACACCAUCAACGCCUUCACCCUGACCAACUUCCUGCUGGUGGGUUUCGGCAUCACGUGUCUCAUCGACAGCUUACACCUCCAGUUUUUGACCUUUGUCCUGCACACCGUGGUUCGGGGCUUCUACCACUCAGCCUGUGGAGGCCUCUACGCCGCCGUGUACCCGUCCAACCACUUUGGGACACUGACAGGCCUGCAGUCCCUCAUCAGUGCUGUGUUUGCCCUGCUCCAGCAGCCGCUCUUCAUGGUCAUGGUGGGACCCUUGGAAGGAGAGCCCUUCUGGGUGAAUCUGGGCCUCCUGCUCUUCUCACUUCUGGGGUUCCUGCUACCUUGCUACCUCUUCUACUACCGUGCCCGGCUCCAGAGGGAGUACGUCACCCCCUGGGAGGUCCCCCUGAAGGUGCUUGGCAGCCCCGAGGUGACUGUGUAGACCUCUGAGCCAAGGGACCUGGAUGACAGGCAGCCAAAGGCCUGAGCAACCAAAGGGAAUGCCUCAUGGCUUUUCUACCUGUAACCUCCACACAGAGCCAGGGGCCAUGGAUUUAUAAAUACCAAAAGCAGUUCUAUUUUUGUAGGGACUUGCUAAAAGGAAACAAAAAAAUCCCCCAAAGCAAUGCUCCAUUGACUGAAGACAUCCCCUGUGCAGGGAUUGAGCCUUCUUGAUCCUGGGAUUCGAAGAGACCAGGGUGUGGCCCUGCCCUUUCUCUGGACCUUGUCCUAGGAGCCCACCUCCUGGUGCCUCCUGGGGGCUUAUGGAAUAAGCGAACAGGUGACCCUUGAGGUCUCAGCUGUGCAAUGCCCAGAGCGUGCAUGCAUGUGAGCAUUUGUAAAGAAAUAACCUUCCCCUCAGAGGGAAGGGACCUGAAGUGUUGGCUGUGUCCUGGACGGGGUGUGGGGGUUAAGCCCCUUCGUGAGGCUGGAGGGUGGUGGGUUCCCUCCCUGGUGCUGAUACUUGUAGAUCUUAGAGGAAAUAAAAAGGGAAGUGAGAGA